This is a messenger RNA of Papilio xuthus (Asian swallowtail), 1319 nucleotides long. Its product is annotated as C-type mannose receptor 2-like. NCBI's taxonomy places the organism in Eukaryota, Metazoa, Arthropoda, Insecta, Lepidoptera, Papilionidae. The record is from RefSeq and is a predicted model, not a curated record. The coding region runs from base 62 to 1033 and encodes 323 amino acids. The transcript has 5 exons.
GCAAGCAAUCAUUACUAUACGAAACCUUAUAGUUAGUGCACGCUUGCAUCUAGCUACAAUUAUGCAGGGAUACUAUUUAUUUAUUUUAUUUUAUUUCAAAUCCAUCCUAUAUGUAGAUGGACAACAGCAAAAUAAAUUCUUUCGAAAAGAUUACAAAUAUAUGGAAGAAACGAGGAGUUUCUACAAAAUACAUACGAUGUACAGAUCAUGGGAGAAAGCAAAAGCAAAAUGUGCUCUCGAAGGUGCAAGAUUAUUCUAUGCCGAAGAUGAGAAUGAAGUUGACGUUGUUCUUGAUCAUUUGAAUAACACACAGCCUACGUUCGGAUGGGUGUACGUAGGUAUAUCAUCGCAUCUUGCUAAAGGAGUGUUCAAGACUAUUGACGGGGUCGCAGUUAGAGAUGUUUACAACGUAUGGGGUCCUGGAGAACCGAAUGAUAACAAUGGUGAAGAAAACUGCGUCAUACUGCGCAGAGACGGAACACUAAAUGAUGAGAAAUGCUCCAAUAGGUAUCCGUUUAUUUGCAAGAAAACUUUGCAGUCCCUGAAAUGGAACGAAGAAUGCAACACACCAUAUUUAGAUUACAAAUACAACGCAGAUCUGGGCAGAUGUUACAAGUUCCAUUUACAUCCGCUGACAUGGAGAGACGCGGUGGAGGCAUGCGAUGCUGAAUUGGCAUCCCUGACCAUGAUAAACUCGCAGGAAGAGGCGGCCCACCUCGUUAAUAUCACUGCAAGCGCGCCCAAAGACGAAGUACACGGGUCGUAUUUACGAGGCGCUGUACAUUUAGGCUUCAACUACGAUAAAUUUAAACAGGAUUGGAGAACAUUCACAGGUGAUACACUGGAGGAGGCAGGCUACGCGGUGUGGGGAGGAGGCCAGCCCGACGGUGGAGAGAACGAGAGAUGUGGCUCAAUGUUCUACGAUGGAACUCUUAAUGACAUCGGCUGCGAGACUCACAAAUGUUUUUUCAUAUGUGAAAAAUAUAUAACACCACAUUUAGUUGAUGAUAAAAUCAAUGAAGUGCAAAAUUAACCAAAAAUAUGUCUGUUAUCAGUUAUUUUGUAUUAAUAUUAACACUGUAUGAUAAGAUUGAAAGUUCACGCCAACUUUUAGCGUGCGCGUAUUCGUAGAUGGGGCUUACUGCAAUUUGAACUAAUCACACGGAGGUAUGGGUGGUCCUACUCUACUUGCCUUUACUUUUUGCCAAAACCUAAAAUAGUGGUAAUAUUAGCGCGAACUUACGAGCCGCUAUAAAGUUUGGAUCAGCAUAUACUUUCUACAUUCUACUAACUUAUUUUAAUAAAUCGUUAUGUCCCUA